AUGGAGAGCACCUGGAAGUCACUUGCUGGGUUGAGUUUUUUAGUGUCAAUGGCAUUGUUUCUGCUGCUGAAAUUGAGAAAAUCGAGAGUUAAUUCCAAACAACGACCACCGGGGCCUCCAGCAUGGCCAAUCUUUGGUAACAUCUUUGAUCUUGGAGCCAUUCCACACCAGACAUUGUACAAGUUCAAAUUGAAGUAUGGUCCUGUAAUUUGGCUAGAACUUGGAUACACAAGCACCUUGGUGAUACAGUCUGCCGAGACUGCUGCAGAAUUAUUCAAGAAUCAUGACCUUGCUUUCAGCGAUCGCAAAGUCCCUUUUGCAUUUACAGUUCAUGAUUACCACCAAGGAUCACUGGCAAUGGGUCGGUAUGGCCCAAACUGGUGCAUUCUCCGACGUCUUUGCUCAAUAGAGCUCAUGACAACCAAGAAAAUCAAUCAGACAGCUGUACUCAGACAGAAGUGCAUUGAUAACAUGAUAAGGUAUAUUGAAGAGGAUGUAGCAGAAGCAGAAGCACAGGGAGAGUCGACAGAAAUCAAGGUGGCCCACUACCUCUUCCUUAUGACAUUCAAUCUAAUUGGCAACCUUGUGCUAUCACGUGAUCUUGUGAACCCUCGGUCAAAAGAUGGGCAUGAGUUCUAUAAUGCCACGAACAGUAUCAUGAAGUGGUCUGGGAUGCCAAAUGUGGCAGAUUUCUUACCCUUUUUGAAAUGGCUGGAUCCUCAGGGAAUCAUGAGGAACAUGGUGCAGGAUAUGGGACGAGCCAUGAGGAUAGUGGAGAAAUUUGUUAAGGAGAGGACAGAGGAGCAGAAAUCAGGGAUCAAAAAGACAAACGACUUCCUAGAUGCACUAUUGGAGUACGAAGUUGACGGAAAAGAUGUGCCUGAGAAGAUCUCGGAUCAAAAUAGACUAAUUAUCAUACUGGUAAACAUGGUGCCUUAA
Messenger RNA from Dovyalis caffra, 939 nucleotides. Lineage: Eukaryota; Viridiplantae; Streptophyta; Magnoliopsida; Malpighiales; Salicaceae. The record is from the annotation of a GenBank genome assembly.